Messenger RNA from Formica exsecta, 9779 nucleotides. RefSeq lists its product as uncharacterized. Gene Ontology annotation, molecular function: protein tyrosine phosphatase activity. The transcript has 10 exons. The coding region runs from base 538 to 5253 and encodes 1571 amino acids. Gene Ontology annotation, biological process: protein dephosphorylation. The record is from RefSeq and is a predicted model, not a curated record. Lineage: Eukaryota; Metazoa; Arthropoda; Insecta; Hymenoptera; Formicidae.
ACAUUCGCGGAGCGUCAGUAGCGCGCCGACUGUCAUUGAGUAGGGUUGGUUUUCAUCAUUCGCGCGCACUUGGCGUCAAGUCGGAGCAAAACUACGCGUGCUUCCUUGUCUCCAUUUUUAAUAUCACGCGCAUUUGGUCCAUCAAUAAUAGAAGCAAAUUCACUUCAAAAAUCGUGGUGUCGAAUGAGCUAAUAAUUACUAUACGCAUAAUCGUAAGUGCUAAGAGAGAACGUCGUCAUGGGUACCGUGUGUUGUGCCCCGCGGGUGUAGUGCAAAUCGCGCGAUCGUGCGCAAGAAGGAUAAAGAAAGGGAAUAGAGAACCGGUGCGCGGGAAAAGGACGAAGGUUGUAGAACGCGCGAGUGACCGCUAACCGGCCGCUAACUUCAAACAUCUCGUCGUGGAGGAGUGCAAUAGAGAAACGGACAUAGAAGUAGAAGUACGCGAAGACGAUAAUGCGGAGUCGUUGCUGCUGUCUUCGAUAACAGAACGACGUUCAGAUCUGCUCGUAAACGAGCGAGGAGAUCUAACGGACAGAAAUGAUUCGCGAAAGAACGUCUAUCCUUAUAUUGGGAUGCAUAGGAACAUUUCUGCUGCUCUUUGGCAAUGCGGUCGCGGAGGUUACGGAAGCAUCCACUGUAGUGUCAGAAAAAUCUGAUUCCCAAAAAGCAUCGACUCCCCAAGAAGCCACGACGAUCUUAACAAGGACCUCUUCAAUCUAUCAGAAUCAAUCAGUCGCGGAAAAAAAUGGACGUAAUACUGAUUUGGCGAAUCGAAAAACUCAUAAUGAUGAAGAUGGAUCGCAUGACAGUGUCAACGGUAACAACGCGAGUAAGGAUGUAGAGGAAAGCAAUGUGUCGCGUAACGUAAGCGACACGAUACAUGCGAAUUCGACAAAAUCGAACGACAAAUCCGAGGGUUCGUCGUCGUCAAAUGGGAACAGAAAGCCAAGAUAUGAAGAAAUCGCCGCUGAGAGCUCCGGGAAAAGCACCAGCACAAAGGUCAUCUCCGAAGAUGCUCUCAGACUCUCUAGCACGAACGAACUGACUGUAACGACGACGAAGCUGGCUUUCAACGACUCGAAGCAGGACAGUAAGAAGAACUCUGGGAACGUCACACUUCAAGAAUUUUCCAACCAUGAAGGAAUAUCCGAUACAACCAUCUCUCCAAGUACGGAAGGAAAAAUUGUCGACGAGAAAUUAAGUGCGAAUCUUACGAAAACGUCAGUAUCUAAACACGUAGAAGGGCAAUCUUCUGCCAAAUACGAAGACAAAAGAAAUGUAACUGUAAAUAAACAAGAAAUAACGACCGUUAAAUCUAUCGAAGGAGAUCUCUCCUCGAUGUAUUCGAAAUCGGUAAUCGAAGAUAUCAAAUCCGACGAAAAGAAGGACAAAAUUAUAAAGUCUGACAAGGAGAUUGUUUCGAAAAGUGAAUCGAAAAAGAACAAAGAUAUAAUCUCAGCUGAUUUGAAGAUAGAGGAUCAGGAAUUAGAGAGUCGUGAUCGAGAAUUGACUACCGUGCGCGGUAUUAAGCGCGAAAAUUCUUUAAGAUCCAAAAUAAAUGCGAAUGAUUUAGGGACAACAGCGUCCGAAGCGCUUGAUCUGGAAAAAAUUGAUGAAAAGGGACACGAAGAAACCAUUUCGCUAAUUCAUGAUACGUACGUAAACUACGAUCAUGUUUACAGAACAUCAUCGGAGAAGAAUCCUAAAACUAGCUCGGGCAACAACUCCAUUGACGCUAGUGAAUUGUACGGGAAAAAUGAUCCGAAAGAAGAGGUAGAAGUCGUUAAGAAUGUGAGUCAACAAUCGACAUUGAGGAUCGUAUCCACAAACGAUACCGCAAAAAACGAUUCGCACUUUAAUGAAUUGAACAAUCAGGAAGAAGCCGUUUACAUCAAGAAGAAAGAAGAAACUGGCGCCGGAAACGAAAACCGCUACGAACAAAACUCCUCUGCUAUCAAUACGACCAUUGAGAGUACAGAUGAUACGGAAGAAAGGAAAUUAAUAGGGAAACCUGAGAAUCAGGUAAAAUUGCCCGAAACAACGACUCAGAGCAUCCGACUUAAAGAGCAGACUUCAUUUAUUGAUGAAGCCACUUCUAGUCCUGUUCCGCAAGGCCGAACUAUCGGUUUUUCUAAAGUUAACGAGUUCUCGAGCAUUGAAGUGAAAUCUACAGCCUCGAUAAAAAUUGACGGAAGAGUCGAAGCAUCAUUGGUCACUCCAAGUUUGCGUAACAUUUCCAGCACGGAAAGAAUAGAUCAGAAACCUUAUCCUUACCUGAAAUCCAGCGGAGAAUUGUUACAGAUGACAACAGAGGCCAGUUCGAAAUUGGAGACUGAAGGCGUUACCGAAGAAACAUCAGCUUACGAAAACACGAUUGGAAGAGGAGAAUCUGAGAAAAAGUUUGUCGUCACGGAACCUUCGGUAGUGAUCGAAAACAGCAUUCAACAGCAGAAACUGGACAAGAAUAAUAUUAACAAAUCCACGAAUUCCACAACGGAAACCCUCUCUUCUUUGAUACCGGUGACGGUGAUCCCGAUUGUUUCAGCCGUUGUUGGACCAACGAACGAAACUUUUCCGGAGAGAUUUAACAACAGCGUAAGUGAGGCCGCGAAGGUGAGAGGCUCGGAAACAAACGACAAUGACGUGUCAGGUGUAAAAGAGGCAGAGAAAGUGAGUGCAAUUAAAGGCGAGGGUUACGAUGUGACCGGCAACGGAAUAACGGAAGUCAGCUUAACUUCGGACGGCAAAGAAGUGAAAUCAUAUUCCAACGAAACGACGGAAUCAUCAUUGCGUUUUACGAAAAUGUCGAAUACAUCAAAGACAAUUCCUCUGGAUACGGAUAUUCAGAUGGAACCGGAAGAAGCUAUGAUGAUACGAUCAACUCUCGUCGUCACCGAAUCCACAAUGGUUCCUUUGGAUAAAGACGUGGCGACGGAAGCGAACAAGUCCACAACUUCGAUGACGUCAGCAAUGGAGAUUAGCACAGCGGCCGUCGCGACGGUUUCCGAAAAUUUCACGGAAUCGACAACGAAGGCGAACGUCACCUUACUUCCUCCGCAGUCUUCCUCGAACGUUAAUCGAACCACCGAAUCUCCAUCUACUACAUUAAACCCUGAUGAGUCGCGAAUGCCGACAACUACGUCCGUCGAAUUUGAAUUUAUCAGUCUCAUGGAAGCAGUUUUUUCGGCGAAUAAUGCGACUGGAGAAACAGAAGGGCGAACCUUCGAGGAACAGACAAUGCCUUCGAAUAUCACGACAAUACGAGAUUUAUCCAAUAAUUCAACGGACGAGGCGAUCACCACGACAAAAUCUGAGGAGUUUACCGAACUCCCGAUGACUACCGAAGACAGUUCGUCAACGACGGAUCAGAUAUCGAUCGUUCAGCGCAACAACGAAACUGCCGAAGCCAGAAAUCCUCCUCCAGUUACUCAGACCGCUUUUGAGGACCAAAGCAAUCGCACGGAGUUCACUAAGUACUCCGAAGUUACUGUAAGCGUUAUCGAUCUCAUGAGCGCCACUGCAGGCGCUGAUACCUUAGGAGCCUCCGGCGUUACCGAGGAUUCUUCAGAGGAUCCUUCUAAGGACUCAAGUUUCAACGCGAACGUCACCGAGACGUUCGCCCCAGGCGCGAUAGAACUUGCGCCGGAUUCAGGCGUCACAACGAAAGCCACGAAGAGCCCUUCAGUUCCGUUCGCCACAAGUACCGUGGAAACGAGAAUUCUCUGGAGUACACCUAGUUUCACGGAACUGCCUGACGAAGAGACAACGGAAAAUAUCCAGAUUCUAUUGCCGGACGAGAUCACGAUGCUUAAAAUUAUCAUCGAUGGUACUCUGCACGAGGUCUGUCCUCGGCUGCAGGACUUAAGAAAGGCGCUUGCAGAUAUUCUCACAAACGGCUUGGACAAACUUGUAUUGCCGAAGCAAAUCAUCAUUCAUAAAAACCCUUGUCGCGAGUCGUCAAAUUCGUCUCCGACACCUAUGGACGGUUCCCUAACUUCGAUUCUGGUUUACAUCGUUGAUGAGGACCGCAAAUUUGACGCCGCUAUGACGAAGAUUCUACCAAGUUUAUACAAGGUGUCUCCCAACUUCCCAGUGAGAAUACACAAGUUUCUUCUGGUACCGGAAGCGGAUUCCGGAAACGCAAUAGCUGUCAUUGUGGUCUCUUCUGUGGCCUUCAUUUGUCUCCUGCUUCUAGCCGGACUCUUGUUUAUAAUGAGAAAGAGGCAAACAAGAUUCAACUACGGAGAACGGUGCCGACCGGUAUCCUUAGAUGCAUACAGUCUCGAUAGCGUUUCGGCGUACAACAGCGUAAGGCGCAAAGGUGCGGUGAGAGCCUCCAAGAGAAGCUACGGCAACCCGACCUUCGAAGAUUCGAGCGCCAUUCCCUCCCAUCCCCUGAACUUCGCCGGGCUUUCAUCUUUCUGUAACGACGUUAAUGCAAUCAACGAAGAGUUCACGGGUAUACCCCAAGUUUCAGGAAAGAUAGACGAGUUGCCCCCGGGCGCGGAAGUGAAGAAUAGAUAUGCGAACGUAAUACCACUUCCGGAGACGAGGGUGCAGUUACAGAAGCUGAACAAUGAUGUCUCGACUGAGUACAUCAACGCCAGUUACGUGAGGGGACCUAAAAACGCCACAAAGUAUUAUAUCGCGUGUCAAGCGCCAAUAGAGUCGACUGUUACCGACUUUUGGCGGAUGAUCUGGGAGCAGCAGUGCAAGGUAAUCAUCAUGCUGACUGAUCUCGUCGAGAACGGAGUGGAAAAAUGUACGGAGUAUAUUCCACCGUCGGAGGUGACCGACUGUCACCGGCUUUACGGUGACUUCCAAGUUACCUUAAGGAAACGAGAAACCAAAGAGAAAUAUGCUAUCUCUACGCUUCACCUGAAGAAUCUGGAAAACAAUACGUUCCGAGAGGUAUUCCAUAUUUGGUACCUGUGGCCGAUGAGUGGCGUCCAAUCGGACGGCACAGGCCUAAUAGCGGUGCUUCUCGAAGCGAGAGCACUCCAGCGUGGCGGCCCCGGACCCAUCGUGGUCCAUUGCAGUCCCGGCACAGGGCGCACUGGCACGCUAAUAGCCCUCGACCUAGGGAUUAGACAAUACGAGAUUACAAGGACCGUGGAUGUUCCGAGGGUCGUUUACACCAUCAGGAGAGAUCGUGCCGGUGCAGUUCAAACCAAGGAGCAAUACGCUUUCAUAUACAAGGCACUAAAUCUGUACGCGACAAAACUCGCCGGCGGCGUGCUGGAAUCGACGUGAAGUAUAUACAAGAAUACCCAUGAAACUGGCUAGAAUGUCUGAUUAGCGGAUAAUGUGUGUGCAUAUGCUAAAUCGAAAGAUUUUACUUUAUGCGAAAAGAAUUCCUCCGCUAAUAAAAAAAGUGGACAGAUUGACCGCUGGUUGAAUUAUCAAGAUAUGCCAAAUGUCACCUAAUUUAAGGUCAGAGGGGGCAUCUUAAUAUCUCGGAGGCGCUCUCAACGAAAGAGAAAAAAAGGACUUUGUGAAAUGCGUAAACUAUAAAACGAAAUAGUGAUUACGAAAUAUUAAAAAAAUAUAUAUAAAACAGGGUGGAUGUGUAUUUUAUUAGAAUACUGAUUGUUAUAUGUGUAGCGACAAACUGGACUUACAAAGAACUAAAUGUUACCUAAAGUAGCGAAGUGAAAUUAAUUUGUGAUUUUCACUUUAGAGCCUUAUUAAUUUCAUAACUUGAAAUUAAUUUGUGAUAUAUGUGGAUUACUUAUAAGUUUGUUAAAAUCAGCGCAAUUCGUUUCACUGCUGAUUCUGUCGAAAUUUCCGCAAAUUUUAAGAAUAUCCAAAGAUAUCUCUGUUGUUGUAAAAAAAAAACAGAGGUUUUUAUGGUCAUUUAUAUGUAUGGAUUUACGUGAAUCUAAACGUAUUUAAAAUAUAUUGAAUUUGUAUAUUGUAAAAUUUAAAUAUUUAACAUAUCUCGAUAUUCAAAGAGAGAAUCCUUUUUUAGAUUUUUAGAUUUUUAAAUAACGACCAUAUUUUUAAUAUUCCUAAGAUUAUGAUAAAAUUUUAUGUCGAUAUUACUCACUGUGUGACUCGCAAUGUUUGCGAAAUAUCGGAAACCAAAACUGAAGGAAAGAUAAUUUUGAUUGGAAUUUUAAUAUUGAGAUUAAUAAUAUUUCUUAUUUUCUAGCAAUCUUACAUAAUAGAUGUAUUGCGAUCGAAUGUGUUAAGAGAAAAUUUGGGAAUAUUUUAGAGUAAUAUAUCAAGCGCGAAAAGUCGUGUGCGUGUGUAUAUGGCAUGAUAUAUCGCUUAUAUAAUAAUUAUCCUCGAUAACAACUAAAUUUAAUAACAGUUAUGAAAAAUCAUUUUGUUUUCAUAAUAAAAUUUAGACAUCGCAAGCGCUGAUUUUGUUUUUCUUCAGAUCAAUAAGUAUUUUUUGUUAUUAUUGUUAUUGUUGUUGUUUAUUGUACAGAGUAUGUUUCAAUUCGUGAUCUGUAUGUGUGUGUAUGUGUUGCUCUCUAUAAUUGUAAAUACAUACGUAGAGUGUCAACGAUUAUUUCGACAAUUGUGUUAAUUGACCCACUUGAGAGAUUUUAUUUAUAUAUAUAUAUUAAAUAUUCGUUAAUCAUUGUUUUUUUAGGCCAAGAAGUACCAGUGUUUUUUUGCGAGCCUAAUUGUACGGACUGGAAAUAAAAAUGUCCGUCCACAAGUGCAAUGUACCAAUUGUGUAUUUAAAGUAGUUAGUAUAUAAUUAUAUAUUAGUCACUAUAUAUUUUUAUAAGAAAGCUUUAUUUGGAUUAUGAUCCUUCGUAAUAAUUGUAGUAAAGAAUAGAAUUGAUUUUGAUGUGUUUCCCAAAUAUAAGUAAAUUAUUGAGCAACUAAUUUUAACGAUCUAUCAAUGUUAUUUAUCGAUUUGUUGUAUCAAUUAGUUUUAUUUUUAUUUUAUUAUUUCCAUGGUAAAAAAAAUGUUAAAAACAGGCAAUUAUAAUUUUACUAUGCCAAUAUUUGAUUUAAUGGAUGGGUAUCUUUUAUGAAUAGCGGCGUGUUUAGGACUAUAUGUAUCUAUAUCGUACGUUUUCAUGAUCGAUCACUGUGUAUGUCCUCAAAAGGAACAUCAUAAUAUUAUAAUUUUUAAUAUCAUAAGCAUCACAGUUAAUCUCUAGCGUGAUGGAUUGUCGUAUGUCAAAUUUUUAGAGAUGUAUUUUAUGUCUUUUACAUUAAAUGACUAAUUGUCUAUAAAUAAUAUAAUCGUAAUUGUUCCAUUAUUAUUACUGGAAUAAUAAAAAUUGCUAUCAAAUACUAUUGUUAAUUAUGUUUAUAACGGCCGUAUCUGCGAUGAUGUUAUUUGCAAUUGCAAUUUCAACGAUUAAUGUCAAAGUAUAAAAUAAUACCACUUCCAAUUUUAAUUGAUGAAUUUUUAGAAUUAUGGAAGUAUGAAAAAAAAUUUAUAGGCUAACGUCACGUUAUUUUUACGAACCGAAAGACACGUUACAAAAGAUAUUCUUACGAGUAAUACUUAUCUGAUAGCCGAUCUUUAAGAAUAUGCAUAUCUUGGACCACGAUUAUAUAUACAUAAAGUAUAUUAUAUAUAAUAAUAAAUAUAUUAUUAUGUAGAAAAAAUGUCAGAAUCGUAUUAAUCUUUUGUGUACAAGAGAGAUAUUUAUUGAUAUACACCAAGCUAAUAAUAAGUCAAAAUCAAAAGCUAUAUAAGCUUUUAUGUCUUCGAAUAUAUAAAAUAUAAUCAUUCAAUAAGUCUAUAUAUAUGCUGGUAUAAUUCUUAUAUCUUAAUAAUAAUAUAUCUAACUAGGUAAUGUUUUAUUUUAUACAUAUAUACGCACACAUACACGCGCGCGCACACACACACACACACACACACACACACACAUUCACACAUAUAUAUAAAUACAUAUUGAAUAUAUAAAGUUUUGAGAUUUUCACGUACGUAUAUAACACAGCAAACUUCUAAACAAUAUUAUACAGAUUGCAUCAUAAAGUUUGUCAAAGGAGCUCAAUCUUUGGUGAAAUCAGAGACAACUUUCGAAUCCGUUGUAUGAUUGUUAUUUAAAGUUGAAAAUGGAUAAAAAAAGAACAUUUAUUAUGAUUCUCUUUACUUCGUAUUUAAUACAAAUUUUACGAAAGAUCCUGUACAGAUAUUAAAUAAUACAUUAGAUUCAAAUUAUAAUAAUUUAUUAUGAUUUUUCCAUAUAGAUAUAUUCGACAUAUAUGUCGAAUAUGUAAUAUGUCAGACUUGAACAAAAACGAACGAAUCUUUUUAUACAAAUAUGAUCGAGGAUUAAAUCAUAGAGUGCUUUAUAUUAAUUUGUAACAAAAGAAAAAACCCACAUUUUAAAGUCUUAUCGAAAUACUUGUGAAAAUAUCCCAAAAAUACUAUAAAUUUUAAAUCCUUGUGAGUAGUAUUAAUUUGUAAUAGCAAUGUAUAAUAAAGAAUUUUAUUUAUGUUCUGGAUUAUAUAUAUAAUAUGAGAUUGUGUCAAUUGCGCAAUUUAUUGCGUAUCGUUAAUGAUUGAUAUUUAGAUAAAAUCUUAUUAUCUUAUAUCAGAUAAUAUAUUAUUGUCUUUUAUUAGAUAAUAUCUUAUUUAUUAUUAAAUCGAAAUAUAUGUAUGUCGGAUUAUGAAACAAAGAUAUAGCUCUUUAACAAUCGUUUUUGCAUUACCAAAUUUGAUACUGAGAGAUUAAUUUAGCAAUAGUUAUUAGUUUAAUGUUUGUACUUUUGAAGUUUUUGCAGGGUUGGGAAAGUUACUUUAUAAAACUAACUCGUUACCGUUACCGUUCUUUUUUCUAAAAAGUAACUCGUUACUGUUACUCGUUACCAAUUUUAAAAAGUAACUUGUUACCGUUAUCGUUACUAAAAAAAUAACGAGUCGUUACUAUUUCCGUUAGUUUUUUUAUAUAUAACGAUAACUUUACAUACAAUUUUUUUUUAAACAAGAUCAAAUUAAACACUAAAAAUUUUUAAACAUUGUCUUACAAAGAAACAAGAUACCAAAAUGAGUUUUCAGUAGUUUUCAUGUAAUGCUGCAUUCCAACAGUCUUAUCAAUAUUUUCCUUUGUAUGAAAAUUAUAUAUUUUCCUUUGUAUGAAAAUUAUACCGAGUAAAAAAAGUAACGAUAAAAGUAACUUAAAUUCGUUACUCGUUACCGAAAAAUGUAACAAAGUUACUUUUUCCGUUACAAACAAAAUUUGUAACGCCGUUACCGUUACAGUUACCGAAAAAAAGUAACUGUAACGGUAACGGCGUUACAAGUAACGCGUUACUUCCCAACCCUGAGUUUUUGUAUGUUAAAAUCAUCGCAUAUGUUGCAAAUAAUGAAGAUUAUGUUACAUCUCAUCAUUGAUUAUUGGAAAAGAGAUUUUGAGAAGAUUUCUCAAAUAUCAAAGUUCCAUUUAUUUCUCUUUUCCAGGAAGAAACUAACUAAUUUAAAAUACUUUGUUCGGAUAAAAAAAUAGAAAUAUGAGAAAGAAUGCGAAAAGUAUUAUUUCAACAUUUCUACAAUAUUUACUUUUACUUAUUUAUAGGUCAGAGAAACGGUUGCAAAAUAUUAACUAAAAAUUUGUAAGCGCUCCUCUUUAUCGCACAUAAAGAAAUACAGAUAUAAUCAAUUAACUCUCUCUACGUAGCUAUUGGAUAAAUAUUUUAAUUUAUGCAACAUAUAUAUAUUUGUAUUAUGUUAUGUAUAAUUAUAUCAAAACGAAAUAAGAUAAACAGUUAGCUUAAUAAAAAGUUUGUAAUUAUUAGGUGCCAAAAAUGCAGUUAAACCAUUAUACAUUAUGUUGAAUAAAAUACGUAUUGCAGAC